AUGUCCGAGCUUGUUUCCAUGGCCAUUGGCAUGGCCAAGAACCUAUCCCAGGGCAGCCAGUACGCAUCCGGGCUACACCAAUACACCCAAGGCCUAGAGAUCGUAGCAACUGUUCCGCCAGAAGUGAGCAGUCCGGAAAGCUUGUUCCCAGUACUCCGUACACAGCCCUGGAUGACGCCGGGACUGGCCAAGGGGCAAUCAGCCUCGCAAAUACCGUAUCUGUGCGAAUGUCCAUCUUCUGCUGGUCGGUUCUGGGCCAUGCGCUAG
This is a messenger RNA of Clonostachys byssicola, 267 nucleotides long. The record is from the annotation of a GenBank genome assembly. Lineage: Eukaryota; Fungi; Ascomycota; Sordariomycetes; Hypocreales; Bionectriaceae.